AUGCCCGUCUUCACGGAAUUUGCCGCAGCAUCGCGCGAGCUGCGCGUUCUUCCUUCCUUUGCACCUCCGUUGCCACGCCUCGCGCCAAGUAUAAUAUCGGAUGGGACAAACGAAAAGUAUGAAGUCGUGAUUGUCGGUGCCGGCCCGGCGGGACUCAUGUUAGAGCUCCUGCUGGCACGGUAUGGGUUGAGUGACGAGUCUCUACUGUGCGUUGAUGCGAAAGCAACAACCUUGAAAUCCGGACAAGCCGACGGACUUCAGCCUCGCACUCUUGAAACUCUGAAGUCUCUGGGCCUAGCUGACGAAAUUCUCUGCGAAGGCUGUCAGAUGUGGCAGGUCGCGUUCUGGAACCCUUCGAAUGAAAAGGAUAAAAUCAUCGAGCGAACCUCGAUAGUCCCCGAUGUCGCAGUCCCGGCUCGAUACCCCCAUGAAGUCACAAUCCACCAAGGUCGAAUUGAACGGAUCCUGGAAAACGAUCUGCUUCGUUACUCGAAGCGGGGUGUUCAACGCCGCACUAAACUCAUUGAUGUCAAAAUCGAUGAGGCAGGAGAUGCCGAGUAUCCCGUCUUAGUGGAGAUCGAAACUGAAGGCAAGCAACGUACCCUGCGAACGAAAUACUUGGUUGGUGCCGAUGGGGCGCAUUCGGUGGUGCGGCGAUGCAUGGGCCUCAAACUCGAAGGCGAAUCUCUUGAUCACAUUUGGGGUGUGGUGGACUUGGUUGUUGACACAGAUUUCCCGGAUAUCAGAAGGCGUUGCGCUAUUCAUUCUCCUGCAGGUUCGGUCAUGGUUAUCCCCCGGGAGCGAAUUGCGACCGGCGAUUACUUGACACGAUUAUACGUACAAGUUCCAGGUGAUGUCAAUCCUGAUAACGACCAGCAAAUUGGGGAAGGCUCGAAUGCAUCUUCCGCUGAUGCGAGGGCUCGUCGAAGCCAAGUCACUGAACAAACCAUCUUUGAAAAUGCAGCGGCAGCAUUUAAGCCGUACUAUAUUCGCCCCAAGAAGGAUGGGGCUGUAGAUUGGUGGGCAGCUUACCAGAUUGGCCAACGUGUCACGGACAACUUUUCAGUCAAAGACUCUAGAGGAAUAAACCGUGUGUUUAUUGCUGGAGAUGCUUGCCACACACAUAGUCCGAAGGCAGGGCAGGGCAUGAAUGUGUCCAUGAUGGACGCAUACAAUCUGGCCUGGAAGCUAGCAUAUUCUAUCCAUGGGCUCACACCAAAGGGCUCCACGACAGAACCGGAUCCCAUUCUGGAUACCUAUCACAAGGAACGUCACACUAUCGCACAGGAGCUUAUCAAAUUCGACCGAGAUUUCUCUUCGAUGUUCUCGGGGAAGAUUGGUAUUUCUGAGGAUGGCGCAGGAGGAUUAACUCAUGAGGAGUUUCUUGAAGUAUUUAGCCGUGGCAAUGGUUUCACAAGUGGCUGUGGGAUUGAAUAUCCCGAAAACAUGACUGUUGAUCGUACCUUGGGGGACAGUCAAAACCCAAUAACAGGCACGGACUAUUUAUCAGGAAUUUUACGGCCAGGACGAAGAAUUCUCAAUGUGCGUCUGGUCCGACAUGCGGAUGGCUAUCGUCGUGACCUGCAUGAUGACCUUGCUUCAACCGGUCGUUUCCGGAUACUUUGCCUAACCUCUUCAGAUUUGUUGGAUUGGCAAGGCGUUUCCUCUCAAUCACUUACUGAACUUGGCACCAUCCUCAAUCACUUCCCCACUUCGAUACUGGAACAACUGGUCAUCCAUCCCAGGCUCCCACGAGAGUUUAUGUGGAAUGAUAUCCCACAUGAAAUAAAGAAAUCCUCGGAAAUGACAUUCUAUAGUGGAUACGAGAUGGAUGAUGUCUACGGCAUUUACGGUGUUGAUCCGGCCAAGGGUGCACUGGCAGUGGUCAGACCGGAUGGAUAUGUCGGAGUGAUCGCAGAGUUGAAAGAUACAAGCCGAGUGGAAAGCUACUUGAAGAGCUUGAUUCGCACAAUCUAG
Molecule: messenger RNA, 1977 nt
Organism: Penicillium macrosclerotiorum
Lineage: Eukaryota; Fungi; Ascomycota; Eurotiomycetes; Eurotiales; Aspergillaceae
Product: putative phenol monooxygenase
Exons: 5
Coding region: 1-1977 (658 amino acids)
Molecular function (GO): FAD binding
Source: RefSeq, a predicted model, not a curated record